UGGAGGGUUUUACAUAUUUUCUGAGGUAUAGGUGACUUGUUUCUGUUUGCCUGGCAGUCGUUUUGAAAAAUGUCAGAUUGCAGCUAGACAUACACACAGUAUUGUAGUAGAGUUCAUUUACAUGACAGAGGUAAUUCAACGCCCAUCUCUGAUAUGUCCAACUGGCGGUGUCCAAUGAAAGAACGCAGCUACAGGAAGUGGCCAAUGAAAAUAAAGCAUUUUAGAGGUUUUCCGCUUUCCUGAAGUUCUUGACAGAUUCGACUUUAGAUUGCGAGAGUUCAAGAUGGCUGCCACAGGUUGCAAGUAAACCACCUAGUCUACUCUUUUGGAACCAACAGCCCAUGACUCUCUCCUGAGGCUUCGGUCAAGUAUAGCAUCCCCCUCCUGCUUCCUCUCAUCAUGUCCUCCACCUCCUCCUACUCCUCUUCUGGAGAAACUAGUCCAGAGGAUGUGCCCCGAGGUGGGGGCACCAUCCGAGUCUACCUCCCCAACAAGCAGAGGACUGUGGUGAAUGUUCGCCAAGGACAGACGGUGUAUGAGAGUCUAGAUAAAGCACUUAAAGUGAGAGGCUUAAGCCAAGACUGCUGUGCUGUAUUCCGCCUUCUAGAAGGUCGUAAGAGACUGACAGACUGGGACACGGACAUCACUCCUUUGGUCGGAGAGGAGUUAUUAGUUGAAGUCCUGGAUGAUAUUCCUCUGACCAUGCACAACUUUGUACGGAAAACCUUCUUUAAGCUGGCUUACUGUGAUUUUUGCCACAAGUUUUUAUUUAAUGGCUUCAGGUGUCAGACAUGUGGCUACAAAUUUCACCAGCACUGCAGUAGCAAGGUACCUACUGUUUGUGUGGACAUGGACACAGUAACCAAACAGCGUCCCUGCACAGAUGAGUAUCCUCAGAUACUACUGCCAGAAAAUUCCCCAUCACAGAGUAACAUAGCCUUAACCCCAGAGCCUGCUGGGCUGGACCUUCUGUCCCCACCACCAGCCUUUCGCUUCCCCAACCCCAGCGGAGAUGGCCAGUCUCUACAAAGACAUCGUUCCACCUCGACACCCAAUGUUCAUAUGGUCAGCACAGUGAGCCCUGCUGUUGCCAGCCUUAUAGAGGAAGCAGUGAAAUUUAACAACACCACAGGUCCUGAGCCGUCACCAAAGCCAUCCACCAGCCCACCUUCUUCUUUAGGUUCUCCAGGAAGAAGACCGCCCAAGUCCCCUUCAGAACAUAAGGAACGAAAGCCCUCCUCUUCAGAUGACAAAAAGAAAGUACAUCGAGGGGGCUACAGGGACUCUAGUUACUACUGGGAGGUCCACUCCCGGGAAGUCACAAUCCAGAAGAGAAUAGGAGCUGGCUCGUUUGGAACUGUAUUCAAGGGCAAGUGGCAUGGGGAUGUAGCGAUCAAGAUCCUUAAAGUUACAGAGCCGACACCGGAGCAGUUACAGGCCUUUAAAAAUGAAAUGCAGGUCUUACGGAAAACCCGCCAUGUCAACAUCCUGUUGUUCAUGGGCUACAUGACAAAGCCCAAUUUUGCCAUCAUCACACAGUGGUGUGAAGGCAGCAGCCUCUACCGCCAUCUGCAUGUCUCUGAAACCAAAUUUGACACGAUGAGGCGGAUUGACGUGGCCAGACAGACAGCACAGGGCAUGGAUUAUCUUCAUGCAAAGAACAUUAUUCAUCGUGACCUGAAAUCAAACAAUAUUUUCCUCCACGAAGGUUGGACUGUUAAGAUCGGGGACUUCGGCCUUGCAACAGUGAAGUCACGGUGGAGCGGCUCACAACAGGUUGAACAGCCCAGUGGAUCAAUUCUUUGGAUGGCUCCUGAGGUGAUCCGAAUGCAGGACAGCAACCCAUAUACAUUCCAGUCUGAUGUAUAUGGCUAUGGAGUAGUGCUGUUUGAGCUGAUGUCAGGGACCCUACCAUACUCCAAUAUCAACAACAGAGAUCAGAUAAUCUUCAUGGUGGGACGUGGUUACUUGUCACCAGACCUCAGUAAGCUCUACAGUACCUCACCAAAAUCUAUGAAAAGGCUCAUCAUUGACUGCCUGAAGUUCAAACGUGAUGAGAGGCUCCUGUUCCCACAGAUCCUGGUAGCCAUUGAGCAGGUGCAGGACCUGCUGCCAAAAAUUGAGCGGAGUCGCUCUGAGCCCUCUCUCCAUCGGGCCGUCCAUGCUGAGGACCUGAACCCUCUCCUGUUCCACACCACGAGACUGAUGCCCCUGUAAGAUUCAAGCAGCACUUGGUGGAAAGGAUGCAUCCCUUUUUAAGACCACAUAAUUCCAGUGCCUCUGAGAGGCUUCAGCUGCUUUUGUUUCAGAACUUCAUCACACCAACCUUUCAGAGCCUUGGAGCUCCAGCACUCAGAAACACUGCAGGAAUGUUUUGUUCUGUUUUCCAUUCUUCAAAUGACAGAGACCUGCUUGUUCAGGGAGGGGAUUCAUCAGCUUUUUCAUCAGCAGUUUGUAAUGUUUGUUUAAGAGUAUCUUUAAAAUGGGCAUUAGAUACUCUAACUUACUGGGUGUCCAUUGUUUUAUGGAAAACAAACACUGCAGCAUUGUCUCAUACAUGCUCAGAUCUUGUAAGGAUCACUGUGAUCAUAAUGAAGAAUUCACAUCACAUCAGAAUCGGUCAUUCUCAAAACAUGGCUCUUUUGACCACUGUGUAUAAAAGUUUUUACUUUACAGUGAAACUCUUAACUCCGUCUCUCCAAUUACUUUACAGCAAAAACAUUUAUAUUUAAAGCAGAGUACAUUUAUUCAUUUUAUAAACCCAAACCAAUACACAUGAACAGAUGAAGACAAGUCCUAAACUAGAAGCCAGAGAGAUUGAAUGUGAGCAUUUAGAUUUUUAUGCCUCCACACAUGGUUUAGCAGCCUGGAAAACAAUAGAGCAAUAAAUGUUGAAGUCAAAUUCUGUUAAGAGUUAACAAAGUAAUCACCGUUGCUCAAUUUCAGACUUAUUGUGUCAAAUAAACAAUACACUAAUUGAUGAAUGAUGCAGUAAUAUCUUAAAUGAUUGUGUAACACAGGAGUGACUUGUGACAGUGAAUCAAACAAACGGACAUUGACUUCAUUCUUAAGAAGUCACUGAGGAAGUUUCUUUUUUUCUUUUUUUUUGCGCUUAUUUCAACUGUUGGUGUUUUUUGAAACAGUGCUUGGAAAUUGGACAAACAGUAGUUGGAAGUAAUAACUGGAGAGGAAGUGAUUGUGUUGGGUACAGCUCGCCAGAACAUUCCUUAAAGAUUGUGCUUGCAUAAGUGAAGUGUUGAAAUUCACAGAAAGUACUUCUGAAACGCUUUUCCAUGUGACCGAUAUUCUACCCAGUUUGUCCAUCCGUGUGUUUCCCAAACAUCCCAGAAUGUCUGACCCAGUAUUUGUUAGGUGUGACGUUCAUGUCUGUUUGUAGAAUCUCAUAAAUCGGUCUUAUGCUCCCUUAUGGCGUGAAGUGCACAGGGCAGACAAAUAAUGAUUUUGAGUCCUUUUGUCUCUUGAACCAUGCCAAGAGAUGCUUCUCGGUGUAAUCUAAUAUAUGACAGCAGUGGAAAUUACUAGAUUUACUUUUUUUUUUUUUGUUUGUUUUUUUUGUUGUUUUUUUUUGUUAUUGGCACUUCAAGGGCUUCCUUAAUGUUUAGCCCAAUUAUCUUUUUUUAAACUGUCAUUGGUUGCUCAUACAGAUGAGAGUUCAGCUGUGGUUAAUUGGGCGUAAGCAACAUAGUUAAGCAUAUAUUUGUAAUUUACUUGAAUCGAUGACAUUUUUUUUUUUUUUUUUAACAUUCCAAAGUCUGUUUUGGUUUCAAUGUUACAGAGAGUGACAACAACUAGAUUUUGUAAAUACAAGGUCAAGCUAUUCAUUAAUUUCAAUGUUCUUGCACAUUCUUCCAUUUUCUAUACCACUAAUGCUGUGCAGUCACAGGGAAGCUGGGGCCUAUCUCAGCUGACCUGUGGUGAGGGGUGGAGUGCAGGCACUCUUGGAGAAUAAAAAAAAGUGUCAAAUGCAGCAAUCCCAGUGAUACAAUGGAAAUAGAAAAAAUACGUCAUAUUUUAGAUCACUUAAUUACAGUAUGGUUGCCCUGUUAAAUUGUGUACUCUGGCAUGCACACAUUGCUCUGGAUUCUGCUUUUUAAUUUUGGUUUAUCCUUCUCAGUGUGAGUGGCGCUAACUAGAAAGCCUGUAAGUAGCAGCCAUACUAAUAACAUUACAGACUGGGCAUAUCUAUAACUAAAGCAGAGGUGUCUCACUGAAUUUUUCAAAAACUAAAUUGUAGUUAUGGAUUCUCUCAGAGGGCUGUUAUGACUGUGAAACCAUAUAAAUGUAUAAUCCGCUCAUCCUAUUACAUAUACACAACAAGCUGGAUAAAAGUGAAAAGUGAAGACAAUUUGCCAUUUUGGUACAGAUUUUACCAAGUUACAUGAAGUAGAUGCACAUAAUUUUCUUAAGCGAGCCGCAUUAAAUGAUGUGGUGGGCCGGAUCAGGCCCCAAGGCCUAGAGUUUGACACCAGUGAACUAACGCAUGGUGGUAUUUGAGUGUAGUCAUGGAGCCUGCACUUUAUUUCCCCCCUUUCCUCUUGUUGUGACAGUAUCUACAAACUCGUCAUCUUCUUGCAGGACAAUGUGAAAAUCGGAAGAACAGAGCAGUGUUUUGAUGGUGAUUGGUUUGUUGAUGGCUAUAGGCUUGAAUUCUGCCAUUUUAAUGUACUUUCAUAGCGAGAGAUACAGCACCAAUACACAAUUGUUUUAUGACUAAUUGAACCAUAAACUUUGCGACCUGGGAUUGACGAUUCUGUAAACUCACUCUGCUUUGUUAUACUGUGAGAGAGCAGAUCUUGAUAGCAUUGGGUGUUUCCAACACAAUAAGAUUACUUGCGAGCAGUCAUUUGGAUUUUCAUAAACAUUGCAGUUAGGGGCUGGGUACCCUAUGUGCUUACCCAUUCCACGUAUAAAUGGGGAUUCGUGGUUGGGAAAUAACCUUUGAUGUGGUGUUAAGUUGGGUAUUUGUGAACCAGGGUUGGAGAGACUUGGUCUUUCUUUUAUUUAUUAACGUCUUUGCAGUUGCUGUGUUGUGCUUGCAGCUUUUUAGGUGAACUAAAUACACAGGCUAAAUUGUCGGUAUGCUUGCAUUAAAAGGAAGGGGGGGGGGGGGGGAACUAAAUUACUCAACUGACAAAGUCAAGUCAAAAUAAUGUACUGAAAAUUAACUUCUUAAAGUCUGGCAUUGUUUUUAAUCGCCCAAAAGAUUUGUUUCUAAGAACAUGAUUUAAAAAAAUACUUUACGUUUCAUUAUGUAUUCUUUAAGACAUUUUGAAUCAAACAAUUUUAUUUAUUUAUUUUUUUAAACAUACUGAUGGGGAAAAAAACUGUACUUUCAAUUAGUAUUUAUAAAAAUAAAAAAAAAACAGAAACAACUGAACCACAAAAACAAUGCCUGGUUUUAAUUUAAUUUCAGUAACUAAGGUAUUUCAUUGACUAUUGUGGCUCUUUAAAGGAAGGGUACCAAUAAUUUAGCCUGUUUUAGCCUAUACAGAGGUGUGAAAAAGUGUUUGCCUUUCGUUUUUUUUUUUUUUUUUUUUUUUGCAGGUCUGUCACACUUUAAUGUUUCCCAUGAUCAAACAAUUUUAAAUAUAAGUCAAAUACCACACAAGUAAACACAAUAUGCAGUUUUCAAAUUUUUUUAUUUUUUAUUUUUUUUCCCACUUUUCACUGCCAGCCUUCCCAGUUAACAUGGCUAUUUGACUUCUAAAGCCGUUAAUGGUAGUGAAUGUGUUAAGGGAGGGAAAAAAAUAAAAACCUCCAUGACCCUUUUUGAAAAAGUGAUUGUCCCCUGUUAAAACAUAACUGCGGUUUAUCAUACCAGAGUUCAAUUUCUCUAGCCACACCCAGGCCUAAUACUGCCACACCUUUUCUCAAUCAAUAAAUCACUCAAAUAGGACUGCCUGACAACGUGAAGUAGACAAAAAGAUCCUCAAAAGCUAGACACCAUGCCGAGAUAUAAAGAAAUUCAGGGACAAAUGAGAACGUAAUUGAGAUCUAUUAGUGUGGAAAAGGCUAUAAAGCCAUUUCUAAAGGUUUGACUCCCAACAGACCACAGUGAGAGCCAUUAUCCACAAAUGGCAGAAAUAUAGAAGUGGCGAACCUUCCCGGGAGUAGCCGGCCGACCAAAAUUACCCCAAGAGCGCAGCGACGACUCAUCCAAGAGGUCACUAAAUACCUCACAUUAUCAUCCGAAGAACUGCACGCCUCACAUGAUAAAUGGAACCAAGAAUUCUGCUGUCUACCAAAAAAUCCUGAAGUAGAAUGUCCAGCCCUCUGUUUGUGACCUCAAGAUGAAACGAACUUGAGUUCUGCAACAGGACAAUGAUUCAAAACACACCAGCAAGUCCACCUCUGAAUGGGUGGGGAAAAAAACAACUAGUCAAAGUCCUGCCCAACCUAAAUCCUAUUGAGAUGCUGUGCCAUGACCUUUAAAAAGGUGGUUCAUGCUUGAGUCAGUUUUUCACACGGCCAUGUAGGUUUGGAUUUUUUCCUCCCUCAAUAAUAAAAAAACUUCAUUUUGUGUUUAUUUGUGUUAUCUGACUAAUUUAAAUGUGUUUGAUGGGAAACAUUUAAGUGUGACAAAUAUGCAAAAAAAUAAAUCAGGGCGGGGGCAAACACUUUUUCUCGCCACUGUAUGUGUACGUGUGAUGUUGAUCACUCUUUACAACCUAAACAAACGAAUGCUCUUGAACGCUAUUGGUACUGUCUGCUCGUACUCUUAAUUUGAAAUAUGUCUUUUGCCAGGGCAUUUGCUCUCAACAUCUUGAGCACUAAGUAAACCUGAAAUGUUUAUCUGUGACUUUACACUUGAUUUUGUAAAUGACAUCACAUUAAAAUACUGUAAUAGUGUUUAGUUUGUCUUUCAGAAAUGGCAAGAAUACAAAUGGCUGCUUUUAAAAAUGUCCAUAAUCCAAGAUGAGCAAUACUUUACAAUAACAAUGUCAGUCCAGGUUUUCUAUGAAAUGUAACAGUUUUUUAUUUAGCAGAGGACUAUUUUGUGUCUAUGUUCAAACAGGAAAAAAAAACAACAGUGGAGGAGAAAAGGAGGGUUGUAUCAAAAUAGGCUUUUUCAUAUCUGUAGGUGAAUUGCAAUACUUCAGUUUUUUGGUUGCCAGGGAUGUUCAGUUUGCAAUAAAUGGUAUAUUCUGCUGUGUACAGUUACAUUUUGUUUUCAUUGUUUUUUAAUUACAAAAAAAGUUUCUAUUUUUGUGUGAUGGUUUCAAAGAGAACAAAAUAAUUUUAAAGUGUAUUGAAAAUCUUAGUUUUUUUUUUUUCAAGAUUUAUUCUUAAAAAUAAAUUCAUCUGUGUUA
Messenger RNA from Phyllopteryx taeniolatus (common seadragon), 7331 nucleotides. RefSeq names its product A-Raf proto-oncogene, serine/threonine kinase (gene araf). Bases 400 to 2217 code for a protein of 605 amino acids. Gene Ontology annotation, cellular component: mitochondrion; cytosol. Gene Ontology annotation, biological process: signal transduction; protein phosphorylation. The record is from RefSeq and is a predicted model, not a curated record. NCBI's taxonomy places the organism in Eukaryota, Metazoa, Chordata, Actinopteri, Syngnathiformes, Syngnathidae. The transcript has 16 exons. Gene Ontology annotation, molecular function: ATP binding; protein kinase activity.